Lycium ferocissimum is the source of this 921-nucleotide messenger RNA. RefSeq lists its product as uncharacterized. NCBI's taxonomy places the organism in Eukaryota, Viridiplantae, Streptophyta, Magnoliopsida, Solanales, Solanaceae. The record is from RefSeq and is a predicted model, not a curated record. Bases 1 to 921 code for a protein of 306 amino acids. The transcript is spliced from 2 exons.
AUGAAAUUUCCCACAAGGAAACAUCCUAGUCCCUACAAACUCCAAUGGUUCAAUGAGUGUGGUGAGAUAAAAGUGACCAAGAAAGCCAUCAUUAAAUUUAGCAUUAGGAGGUAUCAAGAUGAACUCUUAUGUGAUGUGGUACUGAUGCAAGCUUGUCACAUAUUGCUUAGUAGGCCUUGUCAAUUUGAUAGGGAUACGCAACAUAGUGGAAGGUCUAACAAGUAUUCAUUUGUACUUGGGGGACAAAAGUUUGCUCUUGCUCCAUUGACACCCUAUCAAGUGAACGAAGAUUAUAGAAUCAUGAAGGAACUCCGAGAAAGGGUUCAAGUGGAGGAAAUGGAGAAACGUGAUAAGGGAGCCUUAGUGGCUAUUGGUGGAGAAGGGUCAUCUCAAGAUGGACCCAAGAGAUGUAUGUUGGCCAGGCCAAGCAAUUGCUUGAAAGGAGUUGACGAGAGGCACUACAGCGGCGAAUAUGAUGAACUCUUUCCGGAAGAAAUGCCAAAAAGAUUGCCCCCAUUGAGAGGUAUUGAACAUCAAAUUGACUUUGUGCCGGGAUCACAAAUUCCCAACAAACCAGCAUAUAUGAACAAUCCGAAGGAAACAAAAGAAUUGCAAAAACAAGUUGAAGAGCUUCUAGAAAAGGGUCUAGUGAAGGAAAGCCUUAGUCUAUGUGUCGUGCCGGUGAUUCUUGUUCCAAAGAAGGAUGGCACUUGGAGGAUGUGCAUUGAUUAUCGAGCCGUUAACAAAAUCAUGGUAAAGUAUCGCCAUCCUAUUCCUAGACUUGAUGACAUGUUGGUUGAGCUUUGUGGCUCAAUUGUGUUUUCUAAAAUUGACCUUAGAAGUGGCUAUCACCAAAUUCGUAUGAAUCCUGGUGAUGAGUGGAAAACAACCUUCAAGACUAAGUUCGGUUUAUAUGAGUAG